Molecule: messenger RNA, 2841 nt
Organism: Culex quinquefasciatus (southern house mosquito)
Lineage: Eukaryota; Metazoa; Arthropoda; Insecta; Diptera; Culicidae
Exons: 2
Coding region: 1-2841 (946 amino acids)
Source: RefSeq, a predicted model, not a curated record
AUGAAGAUCUACUGUCAAGUGAAUAAUGCAGCCGACGCUCAAGCCCUCCAACAGGAUCUGAACAUCUUCGCGGACUGGUGUGAAACAAAUCGAAUGGUCGUCAACCCCACCAAGUGCUCUGUCAUCACCUUCUCCAAGAAACGCAACCCAAUCAAGUUUGACUACCAGAUCUGCGGCACAUUAAUUCCCCGGGAGAACUGUGUCAAGGACCUCGGCGUGCUUCUUGACACGGAACUCACAUACAAGCAGCACAUAUCAUACAUGAUUUCCAAAGCCUCGCGACAGCUCGGCUUCAUCUUCCGUGCAGCAAAAGGUUUUACAGAUGUCUACUGUUUGAAGGCUCUGUACUGCGCUUUGGUCCGUUCAACGCUGGAGUAUUGUUCUGCCGUAUGGAGCCCCUACUACGAAAACAGUGCGGUGCGGAUUGAGAGUGUGCAGCGAAGAUUUAUCCGACUUUUCGUGGUUGGAGAUUUUAACGUGAACAUCGCCGCGAGCCAGCCGUCAACAAACUUAGCCGCACUACGCCGGAUCAACUCGGCGUUUAAUUUGACGGUGCUGCCCACCGGACCCACUCGGAUUACAGAGCAAAGUGCGACUACUAUCGACCUGUUGAUCACGGAUUCGCCAGAAAUCAUCAUCAAGUCCCAAGCUUGUACAGGAAACACCGUUUCGGACCACGAAAUUGUCUACCUGCUGGCCAACGUGAGAGUCCUCAAAUCUCCUCCAGUUACCCUGCGAGUCAGAAACUUCAAAGCCAUUGAUCAAGCGCGCCUGCACGUGGACUUCCAGGCAUUGGACCACCGCCCAUUCAUCGAGGCCGACGAAGCGACGACGAAGGCUGAGCUGCUCACGAUCAACUUGAGAGAUUUGAUGAAUCAACACGCCCCUGAACGAACCAUUGUAGUACGAGACAAGCGAACCCCUUGGAUCACACAUGCCAUCAAAGAAGCCGUUGCCGAAAGGGAUUUGGCCUACGCGCUUUACUCGAGGAACCCGAACAGAGCGAGGGGAGAUGAUCAGUGGUUGAACUAUGAACGCAAGCGGGACAGAGCCAAGUCUCUCGUUUACGUGGCAAAGAAACGCUAUGCAGAGCAGCACUUUGACCACAACCUGCCAGCAAAGAAAUUGUGGAGUAACUUGAGAAGAGAGGGAAUCCACAACAACGCCAAGAAGAACGACCCUGCUGGUGAUGUCGACGCUGAUGAAUUGAACGCCUUCUUCUCUAGUGGCCACCGCCAGCUGCAAGCUGUUGAUCGUAGCGACAACUCCUCUGAACCGUGUCAUCGAACUACCGCUGACCACGGAGACAAUGGUUUUGCUUUUAGGCACACCGAUGUAAACGAGAUCUCACGGAAGAUCCUCGAGGUCCAGACCAACGCUACGGGCACAGACGACAUUCCGAUCUCCUUCGUUAAGUUGCUGUGCCCAUUUGUACUACCAAUGCUUGCCCACCUGUUCAACCAUAUCAUCGACACAAGUUCAUUUCCAGCGGCCUGGAAGAAGGCGAUCGUCACACCGAUACCGAAAAGCUCCAGCCCAAUUCAGCCGAAGGACUUCCGACCCAUCAGUGUCCUGCCAGCAGUGUCGAAAGUUCUUGAAAAAGUUCUUCUUGGCCAGAUUUCCGAGCACCUGAACGCUGCAGAACCACCGCUCCUAGCUCAAAACCAAUCGGGAUACCGGAAGGGUUACAGCACCACCACGGCCCUCACAAAAGUUGUGCACGAUGUGUACAGCAACCUAGACGAAAACCGCUGCACAGUGAUGGUCCUUGUUGACUUUUCGCUGGCGUUUAAUUGCGUGAACCACCAGAUUCUGCGGAAGAAGCUCAACACCGAGUUCAAGUUCACCAGGUCUGCUUGUGACCUCAUCACAUCUUUCCUCAGUGGACGGUCCCAGAUCGUUCGCUUUGGGAAUUCAAUGUCAGCAGCGUUGGACGUACCGGACGGAACGCCACAAGGAUCUUGCCUCAGUGCGUUACUGUUCAGCCUGUACAUAAACAGUUUGCCAAGGAACCUGAAGUGCGAGUGGCAGCUGUACGCCGACGAUCUGCAGGUUUAUCUCUCUGGCCCCAUCGCUGAGGUAGACCGAAUCGUGCGCGACGUCAACGAGGAUCUGGCGGCGAUCGCCGAUUGGGCCAGAGUCAACCAGCUUUUUCCGAACCCCAAAAAGACCCAGGCCAUCGUGUUCAACAAAACCGGAACUGUAACACCCCAGGAGAACAUCGUCUUCUGCGACUCGAUCAUCCCACUUAGCAGCCAAGUGAUUAACCUUGGGCUGCACAUGGACUGCAAUCUGACCUGGAAGGCACAAGUUAACGACGUCGUCAGGAAAGUUUAUCACACGUUGAGAACCUUCCGAAGGUUCGGAUCUGUGCUCUCCCUGGAGACACGACGUAAACUUGUACAAGCUGUUAUUGUCCCAUUCUUCACCUAUUGCGACACCGUUUACUUUCCCGGAUUGUCCGCCGCCCUACGCGAACAGCUGCACCGUGGCUUCAAGUCGGCACUGCGGUUUGUGCACAACCUCCGACGGCGGGACACAACAGUUGCACUGCGUAAUUCAAUCAUGGGACACGAUCUACCAGACAAUUACCAACUUCGAGUAUGCUGCUUCAUGAAAAAGGCGUUCGAGGGCACCCUGCCUGACUACAUUAUGCAGCAUCUCCAGCGUGGACGGCAAGAGCGCACCGCCGGUUUCAUCAUCCCACGCCACACGACAUCCAGCGGCAAGAGCGUCCUGGUGCAAGGGGCAUCUUGCUGGAACAGCCUACCAAUGGCAAUCAAACGAGAAGCUCGUUUCAACCCAUUUAAGCGAGCAGUCAUCACACACAUGCAGAACUAG